Molecule: messenger RNA, 1308 nt
Organism: Didymosphaeria variabile
Lineage: Eukaryota; Fungi; Ascomycota; Dothideomycetes; Pleosporales; Didymosphaeriaceae
Exons: 1
Coding region: 1-1308 (435 amino acids)
Biological process (GO): regulation of transcription by RNA polymerase II; DNA-templated transcription
Cellular component (GO): chromatin
Molecular function (GO): DNA-binding transcription factor activity, RNA polymerase II-specific; RNA polymerase II cis-regulatory region sequence-specific DNA binding; zinc ion binding
Source: RefSeq, a predicted model, not a curated record
AUGAUCCAUUCUUCCCUCGAUUUAUUUAAUGCGUACGACGGCCUCAUUCUCAGCAUGGUCUGCAUUGGAGCGGUGUAUUCGGAGAGGAUAGGUGUAAAAGAGGUUCGCUGGUUGAUGGAAUUGGUGAGAGCAUCGGUAUUCAGGUCCUCACGGCUGUACAAGGGGGCCUCUGAAAGAGCUAGGGAUGUAGAAAAAAGCGUGCCACUUUCUGGUGAUAUUCAAGAGGUCCAGGCUUUGGUGCAUAUUCAUUCGUUGUUCGUGUGGCAUGGUAAUCAGAAGCAGAGGCAGCAGGCUCGGGAGGAAUUCUGGAUCCUUGCUAGCAUCGUACAGCAGCUGGGGUUGUUGCGAACUUUCCCCAGUGGGCAUUCGAACGCGAGCGCACUCCAUCAGCCUGGACCGAUCAAUGUGAGCGAUGUCACCACCUGGUCCUGGGAAGAGUGGCUGGAGCAGGAGACACGGAUACGUGUGAUGUAUCUUGUGUUCCUAAUCGAUGCUUCUCUUGCCAUAUUCUUCAACGCCCAGCCACAAUUCGACAUCUACGACAUUCAGCUUCCUUUGCCAGCUGAUGAUGCGGCCUGGGAUGCCAAAACUGCGCAGAUCUGUGCAAAUGCACUAGGCCUCCAAGGUGAAAUAGCACAAGUGCAGAACCAUGCCGGAAGUCGACGCGCGAAACAGCUCAUCAUGUCGGAAGUCCUCCUUUUGCUUCAUCAAGGAAGUAACCUGCCUCACCGAGCCACGAAUGUCUACUCCAAAUUCGUUCUGAUACAUGCCAUCCACAUCCAGAUUUUUAUGCUUCAACGUCAGCUAUCUAGCUCCUCCCGACUGUCGUCCAGCGGCGCCAGCACGCCUCAAUCGUACCACGACGAGACAACUAGUGGCGGCAGCAGCGGUGCUGUUACUCCGACCGAUGGUAAUGGUGCUCAAUACCCACAAUUUCAGGGUAUGCUACGCAGUACUAUGUGCGCUCUUAUGCUUUGGAAGAAGCAGUGGGACUCAGACAUGCAGCUUCAGUAUGGUACCAAGCAAAGGCCUCUCGGCUUUUGCCGGGACGGAAUCCACUAUUACUUCCUGGCUAAAAUCUUUCUUCAAAAUUCUCGUCGCGAGGACUGGACAGCCACACCAGACGCUCGGUUCCAACAAGUCUUCAACCAGCUCAAGUACAUUCGGACACAUGUGGCGUCCGAUUCAACUUCCAAAAACCUGGAUAUCGGUAGCGUUACAACGAUCAACGACGAUUAUGGCCUGGCAGAUCUCACAUUAAACAUGAAGCUUCUGUUUACACCUGUUUUCGAUACCCUGACAAGUUGA